Molecule: messenger RNA, 2706 nt
Organism: Danio aesculapii
Lineage: Eukaryota; Metazoa; Chordata; Actinopteri; Cypriniformes; Danionidae
Exons: 7
Coding region: 200-1153 (317 amino acids)
Source: RefSeq, a predicted model, not a curated record
UGUAGAUUCUGAGUUUGUUCUCUUGACAGAACCACAGAUACCAGUAAAAGGUUUAAGGGUGAAGAGGAAAUAGAAAUGUUAGCAUUUGUUUCUCUGCCACUUCUUCUUUUACUGCUUUUCUCUUCUUGUCUUUUGUCUAAGACUCUACAGUGACAUAAAACAUCUUCUGUGAGUUAAAUAACUAAACCAUUGGAUCAAAAUGCUACAGUUUCUUCUUUUCCUCCUGCCCGUUGCAGGUGCUGCAGGUGUUUCUCCCUGGAGUGUGAAUUAUUCUCGUCCGAUCUGUGCUGCAAGAGGAUCCAAUGUCACUGUUGCCUGUAAUUUUACAUUUCCACAAGUAAAUACCCCUGUAAAGGAGGUGAAGUGGUGUUCAAUGAACUCAAACUAUGACAAGUGUUUGUUUGGGCCAUAUGUCUAUGACAGUGAAGCCAACAAUAAUUCAAUCAGAUUUCAAUACAUUGGAGAUAACGCUUCAGACUGUUCUCUUUUGAUUAAUGACAUUCAACUCACAGAUUCUGGAGAAUAUAAGUUCAGAUUUAUUACUAGUUCAGGCGGCUUGUGGACAGGUCAUCCUGGAGUGAUCAUUUCAGUAUAUGAUUUAAAAGUCUCCAAAUCCAACUCAAUAAUAAAUGGCGCAAUAACUGGAGACUCUGUGAAUCUGACUUGUUCACUCGACUGUCCUGGUAAUUUAUCAGAGGUUCAGUGGUUUAAGAACGGUGAACUGAUGAAACAGACAAACCCAAUCCUCAUCUUAAACGGCCUCCCUGCUGAAAACUCUGGAAAUUACUCUUGUUCUUUGAGGAAAUUUACAAACCCUUUAUCUGGAGAAAGUGUUUCUGUGUUCAAAGCUCUUCUGAUUAUUGUAGUAUCUUCAGUCUCGCUUGUGUUCAUCAUCAUUGUAGCUGUGAUUCUCAUGAGAAGAAGGAAAGCAAAAACUCAAAAAAACCCAAAGGAAGUGAGAGAAGGAACCAGAGUUUCAGAUGACAACAUUGGCCAAGCAACUGAAGCAGUAGAUGAAUUAAAGGAGGAUGAAGUGUUGUAUACGAGUGUCACCGUUAAGGCCAAAGAAGCAGACGUUAAACCCCAAGAACAAACGUCUGCCAACACAGAGCAGCAGAAUGAAUCCAUUUACAGCGGAGUGAAGACUGCUUGAUGUGAUACGUGUGUGUGUGUGUGUGUGCGUGCGUGCGUGUGUGUGUGUAAAAAAGAUACAAAUGUGCCCUUCAAAGAUAGUAAAACCUGACAUCACCAACACUUCCCUCAGUGUUAGUCUGGUUUUGCUAUAUUUGAAGGUGCAAAGGAAGCAGAAAGGUGAUAAUAGUAAGGAAUACAUUCAUGGAAACUUCCUAGCAUGUUACUGUGAACAACAGCUUCUUUAAAAAUACAGUAAGCUCUAUUUUGACGAUCCAUGCGCAAAGUCCAAAGCGCAUGGUCUUACAGGGUUGAGCUUAUUUUCUUAAUGAGUUAUAGGUGUGUUUUGAGAAUAAACCAAUCAGAGUCUCAUCUUCCAUUCCUUUUAAGAGUCAGUUGCGUCACACCAUAGCGCUUUUGCUAUUUACAUGGUGAACUUUGUAAGUGGAAAAACUGAAUGCUUCACUAAAGAGAGCAUCUACAGCUCGAGAAUGAGAGAUGAGCCUCCUCAUUAUUUACUUUCACUCUCGUUGAUAGGGAAAGUGUUGUAUGCACAGACAUCCAUUAGCCUAUACAUAAUUAUUUACGUUUAUUAAGCACAAAGAUUUGUUUCAAAACUAUUUCUAGAUUCAGUUCUAAUUUCCAGCAAACAAAUAAAGGAACAAUAAUAACUAAGUGUGGUCAAAAAACUGAGUUAUAUCCAAAUACACAUGCUGCGCCCCAUAUGGUCUAAAACCUGACAGGUGGGCAAAUCUAAACUUGUUUUUAAUAAACCAAAUAUAAAUAUGUAUAUAAUAAAUAAUACUGCUAAUAAUAAUAACAUUAUACAAAAGCAAAUUGUUAUGAAUAAACUAAAAAAGCCCCCAGAGAUGAAGAAGGCAUGGAGGCGGUGGUUUUUAUAUUUAUGUAGGCUAGAAAAUAAUACUUUUUGUAAUAUGUUAUUCUUUAAUUCUUUUUCAUUUGUAAAGAUAUUUGUGUAUUGCUGUACAUCCUGUGUGUAUUAAGCAAUGUUAAAGUGAGGUGCACAACUAACGUGCUCUGCGCUGGACUUUAGACCAGCUUUGAUCUGAAAACAAAAGCAUAACAUAAAAAUACAAAUUAAGGACAAAUAGAAAACAAUUAAAAAACGUAUAGCAAUACAGGAGCUGCAACCAAGUUAAAAUGACAAUCUAAGAUCAGAUUAAAUGGGUAAAUGCAAAUUUAAACCCUUCCGGUCACUGGAGAGUGUGUACUUUACAAGCAACAAGAAUUAACUGUGCAAAUUUGAUCUUAAAAACUGUUACACAUACAUACUGUUACACUCAUUAGAUAUUAGAUGAACAAAAUAUAGGGUGUUGUAUUUUUCGCACGCACGCACGCACGCACACGCACACACACACUGUAUAAUGCUUAAUUAAUUUUUUUUAAAUUAUGAAAAACUGCUUACUGGGGCAGUUCCCUUUAAAAUGUACACCUUUGCUUUUUUUUUUAUUUUUUUACCUAAAAAGAGCAUAAUAUCCAAAGUUCAAUAUUAUCAGUAAUCUUAUUCAGUGUAGAACAUAAAAGAAAACUUUUACAGCUAGCUGAAGCCAUAAA